UGCGGGGCGAAGCGGCGGCGGCUGCCGGCGGGGCUGGAGGGCGGCGGCACAAGCACCCGCGCGGGGCGCACGCUGAGCUGCGGGCACGGGCGAGCGCAGCUCAGCGCGUCAUGCCCGACGCUUGCGGCCCCGCGCCCGGCCCAAUGGCUGCGCACUCGCGUCCGCCGCGCUACGCGAGUGAGCCCGGGCUGCGGGCAGCGCUGGCCAUGACUCAGCAGACCGCGACCUGGCACGGACUUGGCCGCGGGUAGCCCACCCCGCCCUCCCCGGGCGCCCCCGCCCCCACCCGUGCGCAGCCCCCGGGCGCGGCCCCGCCGGAGACGCGGCGGACGGGGAGGGGCAGCGCCGCCGGCAACUGAGCCACCCGGACUCUGCGCAUCGUCCCACGGCCACCGCCGGCCUCUGCAUCCCCGAAGCCGGGAGCACGUGGGGCGGGGCGGGGACGCGGCGGCCCGCGGGGGGCGGGCGUGGGGCGUCGCGGCGGGGGCUCAGCGGAUGACAUCACGGCCGAGCUGCGGCAGCGCGGGCGCGCGGACAUGGCUGCUACGGCUCCGGCGGCAGCCGCGGGCUGCGCCCGGGCCUGAGCGCCCAGCGCCAUCCCGCGGGGCCGCCCGCCGGUCCGCACUGUCCGGGGGGCACGGGCCGGGCGCCCUCCGUUCCCGGACGCCCGGGCUGCCACCUCUCCAGCCUCCCGUGCCCAGAUCGCUGGAAGCCCGGCGACAGGGGGCGCCCCGGAGCCACGGGGAGACCGCGAGGCGCCGACUGGAGCCUGCAGGCGGUGCUGCCCCUGCCUCCCACCUCCCCGCGCCCCACCCCGAGGCUGGGGCUUCGGAGGAUGCAGCUGGGAAAAACAUUAACUUUUGGACUACGUCCAGAGUAGCACCAUCUCAUGGGCAUUCCCUCCUCCUACAAUUUCAGAAAACCUUUGGUAACUAACUAAGAAAAUGCAGAAGAUCUUGCAAACAGAGGAAAUUACCAAUACCCAAGCUCUUAGAAAAGGAAAGAGGAAAAGGACGGAGACGAUGGACUCAGAGAAUGCGAACAGUGACCUGGAUAAAGGGCAGAGAGACCCAUAUUCGGGAAAUGCCUUUCUGCCCGGUGAGAGCUCCAGUGAGGAUGAAGAGCCUCUAGCAGAAUUGUCGAAGGAGGAAUUGUGCACAAAAAUAAGAGGCCUGAAACAAAAACUAACAAACAUCCGGAAAGAAAACAGCCGCCUUCGACAGUCUUUGGUCAUGCUUCAAGUUUUACCACAGGCCGUCACCCAGUUUGAAGAAUUGGUUGGUAUGGCGGAGGCCCUGCUCAAGGGUGGAGGAACCCUGUCCACGUCUGCGUCCACCCUCUGGAGAGCAACAAAUAACUCCUCACCAGAUUCAUUUGCCUCCACAUGUAGUAAUUCUAAUUCUAAUUACAGUUCACCAAUUUCCUUGAAAGCUGAGGAGGAGCAUCACGUGGAUGAGAAACAGUUCAAGAUUGAAAAAUGGCAGAUUGCCCGUUGCAACAAGAGCAAGCCUCAGAAGUUUAUUAAUGAUUUAAUGCAAGUGCUCUACACAAAUGAGUACAUGGCCACACACAGCCUGACGGGGGCAAAAUCCUCUACUUCAAGGGACAAGGCAGUGAAACCAGCUAUGAAUCAGAAUGAAGUUCAAGAAAUCAUAGGAAUCACAAAACAAUUAUUUCCCAACACAGAUGAUGUUUCAAUUAGGAGAAUGAUAGGGCAAAAGCUAAACAAUUGUACCAAGAAGCCAUAUUUGAGCAAAAAUCUGAACUCUCAGGAUAUUAAGUAGAUCCUUUCGGUAUUAUAGUUACCUGAAACAAAAGAACCUUCAGUAGUAAAUCUAACAUAGGAUUUUGCUGGAGACUCUGCAGCCUCCCUGGCAGUGAGCACAGGGACAGGUGCAGUGAGUGACAGCCUGGGAGAAACCUGCGACAUUGUUGGGCUGCCCUGAUGGAGCACAAGCUUGUGAAGAAGCUGCAUGUAGAUUUCACCCUCAGUACCAGUGAGGCAUCAAACCAGAGAAUUUCUAGCAGGCCCGUGAGCAUGCAAUAUGGUUUCUUGGAAAUAUGCACUUUCCCACCCCAAAGUGGUCCUUUGUACAGCUAAACUAACAGGACAAUCAGGGCUCUUAUCCUAGCAACAAAAACUUUAACCCCUAAGAUUCAUCAUUGUUCUAAUCAAUCCCUGUACGUUUAUUAUUACCAAUGACUCUCCAUUUUAGCUUUUGGAUCUUUAGUAUAAGCACAUGUUUGGAAAAGUGAACAGUGAAAUAAUCAAUGUUCACAAACAUGACAGCAGCAAAAUCAGCCUAAAAUCUGAUAAUCAUAUCUAAUGAAGUAAUAGAGUUUUGGCAAUAAGAUUACAGGAUUAUUCUGUUACAUAAAAUUGUAUAAAAUAAGAAUCUGAAAAGAUGAGAACAGCAAGACAUUUUUAUUUGAAUAUUAAACUAUUCCACUGUGCUCCUGAAAAAGAAAUAAACCCAAGUUUUCUUGAUUGCUAAAACAAUGCAUCAACUUUUUAAAAAAUCUUUUUUCAUGUUUGUUUGUUUACAUGCUUCUAACUUUUUAUUGCCCAAAGUAUAUUAAAUAUGCAUGUGUAAUACAAAACAUCAAACUGCUACAUUGCUUAGUUUUAACUGAUUUGUUUUCAUAGUAUCAGAAGAGAAAAUAAUUGAAAACAAAAUCAUAUGGGUUUAGUAAUCACACAUAUAUACAAAUACCAUUUUGUAAAUGAAUAAAAGAUAAAACAUUCUUUAUCAACAGGCUUCUCGUUUGAUAUCAGGUUGUCACACGUGACAACUGUACAAUGUCAAGCCAUGAUUCUUCAGUGCACAAGGCCAUGUUCAAACUUGGAAAGGAGGAUGAAUAUGAUGGUUAAAAAGUCCAGCACUGUGGACCCAGGAACAUUCCAUAAAUGUUGCUUGAUAACAAUGUGGUUGUACAAAAUAAAUAUUCUUAAGGCAAUAACUUAUGUUAACAUUUGCUACUUUUACUUAAAUAUAAAUAA
Messenger RNA from Delphinapterus leucas (beluga whale), 3001 nucleotides. NCBI's taxonomy places the organism in Eukaryota, Metazoa, Chordata, Mammalia, Artiodactyla, Monodontidae. The record is from RefSeq and is a predicted model, not a curated record.